Molecule: messenger RNA, 1296 nt
Organism: Drosophila yakuba
Lineage: Eukaryota; Metazoa; Arthropoda; Insecta; Diptera; Drosophilidae
Product: protein AAR2 homolog
Exons: 1
Coding region: 90-1229 (379 amino acids)
Biological process (GO): spliceosomal tri-snRNP complex assembly
Source: RefSeq, a predicted model, not a curated record
AUCGAGGACAAAUCUGGCAACAAUCUGAAACGCCCGCACUUGCAAUUGUUUUCUUUUUCGCAAUAAUUGCAAGCGGACAAUAUUUCACUAUGAACAAAGACAACUCCAGCAUGAAAAUGGAUCCCCAGCUAUCCCUGCGCCUGCUGGCUGAAGGCGGAGUCCUGGUCAUCGCCGGUGUACCCGAGGGCACGGAAUUUGGCAUUGAUCUGUGUGCAUACACCAUUGGUUCGGAUUUCCGAGGUGUCAAGAUGAUCCCACCCGGAGUCCACUAUGUAUGGUGCUCCUCCCGAGGUCCUUACGGCGAUGCAGCUCCUCGUGUCGGAUUCGUGCACUUCUUUCAUCCGAAUGAGAUUGUCGUAAGAGAGUGGGACCACGAACUGGAGGAACUGCGCCCUCGGAGGAUUGCCGAACCGGAAGUGGAGCGAGACCGAAUCCGCAAAAACCUGGCCCAACUGGAGCGUGUGCUGGCGCCGUACGACUAUCGUUAUGUGGUUCAGUGGAAGGAACUCACCGGCAGCGUGACGGAAUCAUGCGUGAAUCGCUGUCGUCCCUCAGAAGGAACCAUCCGCACGAACAUCACACUGCAAUCCUGUCCGGACGCAGAUCGGCCGCGCGGAGGAGCCGCUACUGGCAGUAUCAGCCGCCGGAAUGCUGCAGCUCGGCUUCUCUUAGAUGAGAGCGAACUUCUGCCGGACCUAAAACCCGUGGAAGGGACAGCUCCGCGCUUCAGUACCGUACCCCUGCGUGUUCCUCACGAUGCCCAGCCCGCUGAAGUUUCUCGCCACGCCUUGGAUUGCAUAAAUGCUGUUCACAAACUGCUCGAAGGCUUCGAAACCGAUGACGGACUCAUUGAGGAACUUCAGCUGGCCUACGCAUUUUUCCUCGUGGGCUAUUCUGUGGAGUCGCUGGCCCACUGGCGCAAGCUUCUGGGCUUGCUUGCUCACUCGCAAACGGCGGUCACAAAGCAUAAGUUAACGUACAUGAAGUACAGCGAGGUUUUGGCCCACCAACUGCCCCAUUUGCCCGAGGAGCUGAUGGUGCCUGGUCCGCAUAACACCGUCUACAAAGAUGUACGCGAACUGCUGGUCAAUCUGCAUGCUGGCGGUUUAAGUGUCAGCGCUGAACGGCUAACGAAGCGGCUAGAGAAAAAGUUGGGAUGGGAAUUUGAGGGCCUGCUGGACGAAGACCCAGAGGACCAGCCUGUAGUUAUCGAACUCCCGGAGGCCUAGGAAAAAAGCGCUAUGCUUUCGAAAUGUAAUUCAUAUACAUAUUUGUAAUACAAUGGACUGAAUCUGA